AUGUGCAAGCACAAGGCCUGGAGUUCAAAUCCCCAGCAAGACGUCUGUCCCCCCACCAUCAGCCACAUUCUCAGCCCGACCUUGCUCUUCAACUUGGCAAAAAUGUCCAGGCCUACAGAGACUGAGGGAUGCAUGGAGUCCCUGAUUGCUGAUUUCCAAAAGUACAAUGGGAAGGCUGGGAACAGCUGUCAACUCUCCAAAACUGAGUUCCUCGCCUUCAUGAACACAGAGCGGGCUGCCUUCAUGAAGAACCAGAGGUACCCUGAUGUCCUUGACCACAUGAGGAAGAAACUGGACCUCAACCGUGAUAGGCAGCUAGAUUUCCAAGAGUUUCUCAACACUAUUGGUAGCUUAGCUAUAGCGUGCCUUGAGUCCUUCUUCCAAACUUCCAAAAAGUGUAUCUAG
Molecule: messenger RNA, 405 nt
Organism: Acomys russatus (golden spiny mouse)
Lineage: Eukaryota; Metazoa; Chordata; Mammalia; Rodentia; Muridae
Product: protein S100-A11-like
Exons: 1
Coding region: 1-405 (134 amino acids)
Cellular component (GO): cytoplasm
Molecular function (GO): calcium ion binding
Source: RefSeq, a predicted model, not a curated record